AUAAUAGAAUCCAUUGAUGCUGAUUUCUUUGAGACACGAUUUCCAUUUAAAACGAGAAAUAGUGGGGGGAAUGUACUACCCGCUAUUAGAGAUAACGGAACUAGUGGGGGUGUUGGUUCUGAGGAUGAACUCAGAAGAAGUAAAAGAGCUAGAAUCUCUAAAGAUUUUGGUGAUGACUUUACUACAGUAUUCACCCUCGAAGAUCCAAAAAGUUUGCAGGAAGCAUUAACUUCCGUAGAUGCAGAUUUUUGGAAUGAGGCCGUUAUAGAUGAAAUGGAAUCGUUAGAAGCUAAUAAGACUUGGCAUCUAACAGACUUACCUCCUGGCUGCAAAGUCUUAGGUAAUAAAUGGGUUCUAAAAACGAAACGGAAACCUGAUGGUGCAAUCGAAAGGUUCCGAGCUCGCCUAGUAGUUAAGGGCUACAGGCAGAGAGAGAAUAUAGAUUUCUUCGAUACCUAUUCACCAGUAUCUAGAAUAACAUCCAUUCGUGUAAUGAUUGCUCUUGCUGCCUUGAACAAUCUCGUGGUACACCAAAUGGAUGUUAAGACCGCUUUUUUGAACGGUGAUCUAGAUGAAGAAAUCUAUAUGGAACAACCAGAAGGGUUUGUUAUCCCUGAACAUGCCUCGAAAGUCUGUAAGUUAGACAAAUCAUUAUAUGGUUUGAAACAGGCUCCAAAACAGUGGCAUGAGAAGUUUGACACUCUCGUUCUCUCACAUGGCUUUAAGGUGAAUGAAAGUGACAAGUGUAUUUACUGCAAGUCAGAAAAUAACACUUGUACUAUCAUAUGUUUGUAUGUAGAUGACAUGUUGAUAUUUGGUACAAAUAUUCACGUGGUCAAUGAAGCAAAAGCCAUGUUAAAAGAGAGCUUUGAAGUGAAAGAUCUGGGAGAAGCAAAGUUUAUGCUUGGAAUCCAGAUAACUAGAACAGCAAAUGGUUAUUCUCUAGAUCAAUCUAGCUACAUAGAGAAGAUCUUGAAGAAGUAUAACUAUUUCGACUGUAAACCUGCGUGUACUCCGUAUGAUGCUAGUGUAAAGCUAUUUAAGAACACUGGAGACAGUGUAAGACAAUCAGAAUAUGCUAGCAUCAGUGGCAGUCUCCGUUAUGCUGCGGAUUACACUCGACCAGACAUUGCAUAUGUCGUGGGAUUGCUUGGCAGGUUUAACAGCUGUCCUAGUAGAGAGCAUUGGAAUGCUAUAGAGAGGGUCAUGAGAUACCUCAAGAGAACAGCAAACCUUGGUAUACAUUAUCAAAGGUUUCCUGCUGUACUAGAAGGGUAUAGUGAUGCGGAUUGGAAUACCCUAUCAGAUGACUCCAAGGCAACCAGCGGGUAUGUUUUCAACAUCGCUGGUGGAGCUGUGUCUUGGAAGUCAAAGAAACAAACAAUCCUAGCUCAAUCAACUAUGGAAUCAGAGAUGAUAGCACUAGCAACGGCUAGUGAAGAAGCAAGUUGGUUGAGAGGAUUGUUGUCAGAGAUUCCCCUAUGGGAAAGACCGGUCCCUCCGGUAUUGAUCCAUUGUGAUAGUACCGCAGCUAUCGCUAAAGUUGAGAACCGGUUCUAUAACGGAAAGAAACGACAGAUUCGUCGUAAGCACAGUACUGUAAGAGAACUCCUAACGAUAGGAGCAGUGAGGGUGGAUCAUAUAAGAUCCGAACAGAAUCUAGCUGAUCCUUUGACGAAAGGAUUACCUAGAGAGAAAGUCCAGAAUACCGCCAAGGGUAUGGGACUUAUGCCUACCGAACCACGGACUACAAGUGAUGGUAACCCGACCCAAUAGACUGGAGAUCCCAAGAAAUGGGUUCAAUGGGUAAUAACAAGUCAUGAGUAGUAUGCGAAAAGUUCAUGCAUAGUGAAGCAUGAAUCCCAAAGCAAUGGAGGUUGAGUUAAUAACUCUUAAUGAGAUCUAUACCCUAUGUGGGGUGGAGUACUUUACUUUGGGGGUACUCUUGAUAGACUCACCUAUGUGAAUGUGGGAGUGGGGCCGCUCCCUAUGGAACUUUGGAGGCACAAAGUUGCUAGAGCGUUCACUAAACCAGGGUAACGUGCAUGGCCAUAAACGCACGGGCUAUGAAGAGAACACAACUCAAUGAAAAGAUCCGGUGUGCUACACUGUCUGAGAUAGGGUUCAAGACUACGAGUCACCCUUAUGAAAUCGGAAGUGUAACCACUACGCUAAGGUUCAAAUCUUCGCGAUACCUUAGCUUAUGCCCGAUCUUAUGGAACUGUUGAUGCUCAGAGAUAGUUUCAAAACUAUUCAAGUGGGGGAUUGUUGGAAAUGAAUGUAUAUGAAUAGC
This is a messenger RNA of Linum trigynum, 2293 nucleotides long. The record is from the annotation of a GenBank genome assembly. Lineage: Eukaryota; Viridiplantae; Streptophyta; Magnoliopsida; Malpighiales; Linaceae.